This is a messenger RNA of Ostertagia ostertagi, 543 nucleotides long. The record is from the annotation of a GenBank genome assembly. Lineage: Eukaryota; Metazoa; Nematoda; Chromadorea; Rhabditida; Trichostrongylidae.
AUGGAGCGGUUGAUGCGAUUGAAUACCGUAUAUGAGGAUACUAUUUUCGUUGAUUUCGUUUCUACUCAGGAAGCGCGCAAAGCUGCGGCUAAUAGUAGCGAAGAUGACGUCAGCCGGAAACGAAAAAAGGAGAUGGACGAUCAGGGCUUCACAUAUUCUUGGUCAACGGAGCAAAAAGUGCGACCUGGUUUGAAUGUGUUCGACGAGAAAGGCAACGAACUUGAGUGGGAUUACGAGCAUGACACCAGGUUCUUUGAUGAUCCUAGCGUUGAUCCACCGAAAGAUGAGUUGAAAACCACGGAGGUCGAAGGACGAGGUGCGAAGAAAGGAUCGUUUCUAUUCAAUGGCGAAGGUGGAACGCUAGCUUCAGAUGAUAUAGAUGAGAUAUCUUUGAAGCGUCGACGCAUUUCUGCACGAUUAACCGCAGACGAUGAAGAUGACGAGGAAGAGGAGGGGUCUUGGGAACGCAAACCAGUUUCUCCCACACCUCAGCCAUGGGACAGACCCAAGGGUCGGCUCGCUAAUCGGGUUACCAGGUUGUAA